AUGGGCGACCACAGAGACCGUUCACGCUCGCCAACGAAGCAUAGGGACGAACGGAAGAGUGACCGGCGUGAUCGAGACCGGGACCGAGACCGCGAUCGUGAGCACCACAAGAGCCGCAGCGACCGCGACCGCGAUCGGGACCGUGACCGCGAGCGUCGGGACAGGCGCGAGGACCGUGACCGCAAACACGACCCCGACCGCAGUCGCGGUCGCCGCGAUGAAACUGAAGAAGAGCAGCGGGAACGUAAGCGCACCAAGCGCGAGCGUGAGCGGGAUCGCGAGCGAGAUCGCGAGGCGCGGCAUGCCGAGCGUCGUGAGCGGCGGCGGGCCGAGGAUAGCGUGCGCGUCGUCGACGACGACGAGGCGGGUGGCGACUGGGUCGAAAAGGACGUUGAUGCGGUGAGUGCACUUGGCACGAUCCCGACAGCCGACUCACUCCCUCUAAAGUCGAGCGCGGUGGCGCAUGGCGAACGUUCUCCCCCAUCGCUCGCGACCGAGACGACACGAGAGAGCUGGAUGCUCAGGGCAGAGGAUCACGUCGUGUCGUCGUCUGUUGCGCGCGAUGCCCCGGUGCACUCGGCGGGCGACUUCUUCUCCGCGCUCGGGACUGAGCACAAGCGCAAGGACCCGAACGAGAAGAAGGCCGAGCCGCCCAAGCACUCAAAGUACGAACUCAACACCCAGAUGCUUGAGGGCAAGACCGUUGAUGAAUACAAGGCAGAGGACAAGAAGUCGGUGCAGGCCGGCGGCCCAGGAUACCAGUGGCGCAUGAUGAAGUUGAAGCGCCUGUACGAGCAAGCCGAGGAGCAGGGCAAGACUGUCGAGGCGAUUGCGCUGGAGCGCUACGGCUCGAUCGAUGAGUUCCGUGAGGCGGUGGAGGAGCGACGUGUGCUCGACGAGCGCGAGGCGAAACGCAAGGUGCGCCGUGGUGGUAGCGACACGGGCAACUCGAGUAGCUCCGGGAUGCGCACACCUGACGCCCGAGGCGGGACACCAGCUCGGCGCUUCCUCUUCAACGACGACAGCAGGCCGCCUUCGCGGCAGGGGGGCUUCAGGCGGCCAGGUGAGGAGCGGGACUCGACACCGAGCGGACGCGUGGAUGCCCUUCGCCGUGAGGGUGGCGGUGCCAAGCCAACGGGCCAGUUCGGCACGCCGGCUGGCGCAACGCCCAUUCCUUCUGUGUUUACGCCACAGGCGCUCACGAGGGGACCAUCCGGCGAGGAGAUGGCACGACAGCUUGACGGGCAGCCGGUCAUGACAAUCGAAGAGCUCAAUCGCCUCCAGGCAAAGGUGCUGCGGGCCAAACUCACUGACGACCCGGACGCCGAGGCGCUUGAAGAGCAGUAUGACAGCGAGCGUGCGCGGUUCGACGACUCGGGUGCGUCGGCGGAACCAACCCUCCGCACCGACGAGAAGGGGAACAAAGUCGAGGUCGCCGUUCUUCCCACGCUCGAUGGGCAGGGCAAGCUUUACGAUGUUGGCUUGGGGAAAGAGGAUGAGACGCCCCACGGCAAGAAGCGCAAGAAGGAGCCCAAGUUCGAGACGCGCGACCGUGAGGGCAACCUCUUGCGGUACAAUGCGGAUGACGAUGACAUUACGCUCGGUGAGAUGGUCCGGCAGGAGCGGUUUGGCGGAGGCGCGGCCGACCAAAAGAACCUCGACGCUGAGAUGGCCGCGCGCAUUGCCACGGACGCGCGCUUCGACAACAAUCUCGACUACAUGGACGACAAUGCGGAUCGGCUCGCACGGCGCAAGAUGAAGACGGAUGCGAUGAAGCGCCAGUUUGCGAUCAACGACUACCGGCGCACCAAGAAGGCACUGGACGAGUGCCCAUUCUGCUUCCAGGAGGACCGGAAUCCAGACACCGCCAUCGUUGCGCUCGGCAAGCGCACGUACAUGUGCUGCACGCUUACAGAGGAGCUUGUGCCAGGCCACUGCCUGAUCGUGCCUAUUCAGCACAACCUCAGCACACUGCAGAUGGACGACGAUGACUGGGACGAGGUGCGGAAUUUCAUGAAGUGCCUCAUGCGGAUGUGGGCCGCGGAGAACAAGGGCGUGCUGUUCUACGAGACAAUCUGCUCCUUCCGCAAGCAGCUGCACACGUACAUAGAGUGUGUGCCAGUCAAGGCCGAGUUGUUUGCAGACGCGCCGGCGUUCUUCCGCGAAAGCAUCCUUGCGUCCGAGUCCGAGUGGAGCCAGCACAAGAAGCUCAUCGACUUCUCCACACGACCUGGCGGCUUCCGGCGCAUGUUACACCCGAACGUGCCAUACUUCAUGGUGCAAUGGGACUACAAGGGAGAGAAGGGUUACGGACAUGUCAUUGAGGGGGUGGAUGAUGCGGGUGGUGCGGCGGAUGACCCAGAGGGCAUGGUGGAUGAGGGAGACAAGGGUGGUGGGCGCUUCCCUCCAUACUUUGCCGCUGAAAUUAUCGGCAAUAUCCUCAACCUCGAGCCGCGCAAAUGGCUGCGACCGCGCAAGAUGGACCUGAGCCAGAACAAGGAGCGUGCGCGGGCGCUCGGCACAAAGUUCCAGCCGUACAACUGGACGGUGGCGCUUCAGGACGGCGCCGAAUGA
Molecule: messenger RNA, 2574 nt
Organism: Cutaneotrichosporon cavernicola
Lineage: Eukaryota; Fungi; Basidiomycota; Tremellomycetes; Trichosporonales; Trichosporonaceae
Gene: cwf19
Exons: 7
Coding region: 1-2574 (857 amino acids)
Biological process (GO): mRNA splicing, via spliceosome
Cellular component (GO): post-mRNA release spliceosomal complex
Source: RefSeq, a predicted model, not a curated record